Trypanosoma rangeli is the source of this 1014-nucleotide messenger RNA. RefSeq lists its product as uncharacterized. The record is from RefSeq and is a predicted model, not a curated record. The coding region runs from base 1 to 1014 and encodes 337 amino acids. The transcript has a single exon. Lineage: Eukaryota; Euglenozoa; Kinetoplastea; Trypanosomatida; Trypanosomatidae.
AUGGAGCUUCAGGGGGCCGCUUCUAGGCUUCGCUCCCAGUGUGCUCAGAGAGAGGCAGACAAUCGAAGUCUGACAGAGCUGCUGCAGGACCGGGAAGAGCAGCUGUUUCAGUUGCGUGCCGAUCAGCUGCUUCUGCAGAAAACAGUUUUGGUGUGGUCCAGCUACCACAGUCUGUUUACCCAGCCCCUCUUCGAGACGUGGCUGGCGCUGGGAAAGUGUCAGUGUGAAGCACAACAGCUGUUGAUUCACGGGAUGCUGCGCGAUCAACAACGAAAGCGCUUACACUCCGCGGUGGUGGAAGGGAAAAGGGUACAGGAGAAAGCGGCCCUGCGGACGCAGGUGCAGCGGCUGCAGGAGCAGAAUGACUCCAACGACCAACAGCAUGCUGCUAUGGAAGUACGACUGGAGCGUGUCUCAGAGGAGUCACAACGGGCCCAACAGCAGGUGUCAGCAUUGCAGAAGGAUUUGGCACGCUGCAUGAAGCGGCUGGAGGAGAGCGAGCGAGAGCUCGAGCACGAGCGCGUCCAACGGCAUCUCCUUCAACAUGAGGCAGCUUUACCAAAAACACGACGCAACGUUGUUAACAUGCGGCAAUAUGAAGAUGAGAUUCUCUCGAGGGAUGCCGUCAUCGCGCAUCUGCAGCAAGCGGUGCGGGAGAUGAACGUACUUGUGGCGCAGCAGCAGUCCUCGCGGUCAGAAAAGACGGAUGGUGUCAAAACGUUGCCUCCAUACGAAGCAGAGGAAAAACAGUUGACUGCCAGUUCACGGAGGUUACGGAACGAUACCUGCGAUUUUGAAGGACGGCUACAUCAGUGCGUUAAGAGAUUGCGUCAUGCAGUGGAGAAUGAGGACAGUUCCUCUACUCACCGGCGUCCCCUGUUUGUUUACCGCGACACCCUCGGCCAUCCUUCAGCAUCGUUAUCGGCCUCUCCAUGGGCGAAGGAGCCGGGUGAUGGCAGCUGUAUUGGUCUGCAGGAUUUUCUAGCGCAAGAGCUACAGGCUCCUUUGCUGUAA